This is a messenger RNA of Schizosaccharomyces cryophilus OY26, 858 nucleotides long. Its product is annotated as prohibitin Phb1. The record is from RefSeq and is a predicted model, not a curated record. The transcript has 2 exons. Gene Ontology annotation, cellular component: mitochondrion; membrane. The coding region runs from base 1 to 858 and encodes 285 amino acids. Lineage: Eukaryota; Fungi; Ascomycota; Schizosaccharomycetes; Schizosaccharomycetales; Schizosaccharomycetaceae. Gene Ontology annotation, biological process: mitochondrion organization.
AUGGCUUUAGUAGUAGAGAGAAUAGCAAAAUACGCAAUUCCAAUUAGUAUUGGAUUUACUUUGCUUCAAUCUUCAAUUUAUGAUGUUUCAGGUGGAAAAAGAGCAGUAUUGUUUGACCGACUUUCUGGUGUUCAAAAGCAGGUUGUUCAAGAAGGAACACAUUUCUUAGUUCCUUGGGUUCAAAAGGCGAUUGUGUACGAUGUUCGAACACGUCCCAGGAACAUUGCUACAACGACAGGCAGUAAAGACUUGCAAAUGGUAUCAUUGACUCUUCGAGUGAUGCAUCGUCCUGAGAUUGGCAUGCUUCCUCAAAUCUAUCAGAGUCUUGGCUUGGAUUACGACGAACGUGUGCUUCCUUCAAUCGGUAAUGAAAUUUUGAAAUCCGUAGUUGCUCAAUUUGAUGCUGCUGAACUCAUUACUCAACGAGAGGUUGUAUCAGCCAAAAUCCGUCAAGAACUUGUUCAACGUGCCACUGAAUUUGGUAUCCGUUUGGAAGACGUUUCCAUUACUCAUAUGACUUUUGGUAGAGAGUUUACCAAGGCCGUUGAACGGAAACAGAUUGCUCAACAGGAAGCUGAGCGGGCUCGAUUCUUAGUCGAACAAGCUGAGCAAGAGAAACAGGCUAACAUUAUUCGUGCCGAGGGUGAAGCUGAAGCCGCCGACAUUGUUUCGAAAUCUCUCGAUAAGGCUGGAAAUGCUUUGAUUCAAAUCCGUAGCUUAGAGACCAGCAAACAGAUUGCUUCGGCUCUUGCUGAGAAAGGCUCUCAAGUUACUUAUCUUCCUUUUGGUGGAAAGUCUGGCAUAUCAGCCGGUAUUUUACUGUUCCCUAUUCUUUAUGAUCCAUUUUUAUGUGUUUAA